AUGAGCAUGUCAUACCAACAAUUUGUCGAGUACGCUACAGAUUUAAAAAAUCAUUCAGACUCGAUAGAUGACGGUUGGAAUUUACACCAACACCAAUGUCCAAUGAUUCUCUUACGGAAGACAAAAUUCCAAUUGUUUGUGAAUAUCACAUAUUGUACAAUCCAAGUUAUUCGUGCCCAGAUGUGUUCUUUAAUAUGUGGUAUACUGGUAAUUUAUGAAAUAUUUACCAAAUUAAAAUUUGAUAGAAAUAAUUUAAUUUCAUAUUUAGAUGGGAAGUUACUUUCAUUAGAACAUGUGUGGUCUUUGGUACAUUCUUUUUUAAAACAAAAUGUAGCCCAUGACAAGUGGAAUGCUAUAACUCAAGAGAUGCAUCCAUUUUCUAAUACACCAUUUUUCAGAUUACACCCUUGUAAGAAUACUCAUGUUUUGGAAAUGUUAGGUUUUUCUUCAAAAAAUAGUUAUGAGUUCAAUCCCCUAAUAGCAUGGUUAAGUACUAUUAGUCCUCUAAUUGGUUUGGAAAUAGACCUAUCAUAUGGAAACCAGAGGCUCAAAAGUUAA
Messenger RNA from Macrosiphum euphorbiae (potato aphid), 558 nucleotides. The record is from the annotation of a GenBank genome assembly. Lineage: Eukaryota; Metazoa; Arthropoda; Insecta; Hemiptera; Aphididae.